This is a messenger RNA of Acanthoscelides obtectus, 9661 nucleotides long. The record is from the annotation of a GenBank genome assembly. NCBI's taxonomy places the organism in Eukaryota, Metazoa, Arthropoda, Insecta, Coleoptera, Chrysomelidae.
UGCAGUUGCAUAAGUGGUUCACACGUGCCCUUUGAUUAUCCUUCAAAAAUGUUUUCAUUCCUAUUUCCUAUACUACGGCGGAUUUGUACUUGUAGGUGCAGUCUCGUUUUGCACCGGUUGUGUUUUUAAUAAUACGGAAAUAUGAUCUCUUAGCCGUUAUAUAUUUUUAGAGUAUUCAACAUAUUUUACAGAUCUGUGAUGGGGUAAACGAAACAACUAAUUAUGCAAGAGUGGCUCAAAUUAUCGCUUUUGCUCAGUAUUUUUGGAUUUCUGAAAGAAAUAAGGCCAUCUGAGCCGUUUAUUUACGAGUUUCUGGUAGAUGAUAGUUGGAGAAAUGUCACAGAUGACGAAGUCACGCAGAUUGUGUAUCCUGCUGGUACCUUCAGCUACUUGGUGCAAUUGGUAGUGGUCUUUUUGAUCACAGAUUUAUGUAGAUACAAGCCUCUGAUCAUUCUUUUGGGUAUAGCAGGAUGUGUUGUUUGGUCUUUGCUUUUAUGGACCAAGAGCUUAGUCGGUCUUAUCAUAGUUGAGAUAUUUUACGGCACAUUUUGUGCAUCCGAAGUAGCAUAUUAUACCUAUAUAUAUGCCAAAGUUGACACGGAAUAUUUUCAAUUAGUCACUUCUCAUACUAGAGCAGCUAUUUUAGCCGGUAGUACCAUAUCUGGUGUAUUGGCGCAGCUCCUUGUACAUUUUCAUUGGAUGGAUUACAGGCAGCUCAACUACAUUACAUUUGCUGCUAUGAUCGCCGCUACCUUGUGGGCCUUCCUCCUCCCUUGCGUGGACACCUCGAUCUACUUCCACCAAGAAGGCAGCGAGAAACAACCACUACUCAACAAGUUCCAAAGCGCCUUCGCGUUAAUGAGCGCCCAUUUCAGCAACUCAUUCAGGAACACAUACGUUUUGAAGUGGUCCCUGUGGUACGCCCUUUCCACUUGCGGUUUCAUUCAAGUGCAGACUUACAUGCAACCGUUGUGGUCUGUUAUUGUUGAAAAUCAUCCUGAUCAUAAGAGUGAUUUGUAUAAUGGGGCUACACAGGCUAUACUUACUGUUUUGGGGUUUCUGGGUGCCCUGUUAGCGGGGAUCCUGAAAGCAGACUGGCAAGUCAAAGGAGACUUAACAUUGACACUCUGCUCACUCAGUCAAGGCUUCCUCAUUCUCUACACAUCCAGAACUCAUUACAUCUUCGCCAGUUACGCAUGUUACAUAGUCUACGGCAGUCUGUAUUAUUUCAUGAUAACCGUAACGUCCACCGAGGUUGCGAAGCGUAUCAAAGAUGAAAGUUAUGGUUUGGUAUUUGGCGUAAAUACCUUUGCAGCUCUGUUGAUGCAGACGAUACUCACGGCUGUAGUGGUUAUGAAAGGCGUAGGUCUAGCUCUUGCUCCGAGAGAUCAGUAUUUCGUAUAUGGUUGUGUUCACGUAUGUAUCGCGGUUAUAUUUAUUGUGAUUGGGUUCGUAAAUUGGGUGGUGAAGUCAAAGGACUAUAGAAGGACGAGUGUGACCGUGCAGGAUAUGUAGUAUUAUGUCCGCGAGAGAUAUUUGUGGUCUGUAAAUUAAGUAAUGAGACUGAUUUUUUUUUCAAAUAUAAUUAUAAUUUUAUGUUGUUACCCUCAAAAUAACUCCCUUUUGAAGCCAUACAGCGCUGGAGACGGUUCUUCCACUCCUCAUAGUAGUGCUGGAAUAGCGUUCAGCUGGUCGGUUACAGCCGUUUGAAUGUUUCCGACUGUUCCAAAAUGAUAUUGAGGUGAUUCUUCAACCUCGGCAAGAGAAAAAAGUCACAAGGAUCGGGCGAAUAUCUGCUGAGGAGCCACAGAAAUUUUUUUACUGGCCGAAACCCGAAUAUUGACAUUGCUUUGGAACAAGGAGCACUAUCAUGAAUGACCCUUUUUUGAAGUUUCUAAAGAACCUCCCGAUUGACCGUUUGGCCCUGGGGUAGAAACUAUUUGUGGAUGAUUACGUGGAUAUUGAAGAAAUCAGCAUGCAUUUGAUCUUAAACUUCGUCUGUUUUGCUUUUUUGAGCCUUGGAGAGGUUAAAGUGUGCCACUUCAUGAUCUGGCGCUUGGUUUCUGGGUCGUACUCAAACACCAAAGACUCUUCAUCAGAAAUUGUUAGUCAUAUUUAACUCUUUCUCGAUCAUUGUGACUGGCAACCGACGGCGACGAUCUCAACGCACGAGAUCGCUGAUUCUGUCGAUAUUUUCAUCGGUUUUUGAAGAUGAAGACCUGCUUCCUGGUUCAUCUUGAAUCGACUAUUUCCUUUAUCAAAAUGGCUUAAACCACCGAAAAACCUGGGCUCUUGACAAAACACUUAUCUCUGCGAGCCUGCUGAAGUUCAUCAACAGUCACUCAUGUUUAGAGACACAUCAGAAAAAAGUGUUCCACUAAAAAAAAGUCGCUACUUACAACCAAGUGACGAGUUCAAGCUUGUACUGGCGGAUCACAUGUUCCCCUGUCUCCCCUCCAGGCCCGGUUCCUCCAGUGUUGCCAGAUCGAACGAUACGUUGCCAGUCUCAUUACUUAAUUUACAAACCUCGUAUGAUCUAGGCUCUUUAAUGCCAGCAUAUUAACAGGGAUCAGAACAGAUGUUGAGACAAUCAAGGAUAAGUAUUACUACUUACGUGAAACUAUGAAGUUUCCAGUUGGAACGUGUAAGCCAAAGUACAAAAAAUAGUACCUUUGAUCUUUCAUAGAAAAAAUGUCUAAGGGUAAACAAGAAACCAUGAAAACAAUAAUGCCUUAGUUUUCUCCUUACAUAGUCGUCAUAUAAAAUGUAGUUCAUUGUGUUUGUCGAAAGUUGUCAAAGCGCUGAGUCGCAUUGCUUUCAGAAACAGUUUGGAUAAGAUGAAUUUGUGUACAAGGAUCUUUUUCUGUUGACAAGUUUCAAAAUAUUCAUACGUCUCUAUAACUUUCAAAAUGAAUAUUGACAAAUAGAACAUAGUUCAUUAAAAACUUGGCAGAACAAUAGAUAGAUAAGAGAUACUCCCAAAAUAGAUUUUUUAUACUUGAGUUUGUAAUUUGAACUAAAAUGGUGAGUACCUUUGUUUUGUAAUAUAGGUUUUAGUACUGAUACCAAAGAAGGGCGGAAUGUAUGAAUUAAUCGUGACCGCAGUUUUUUAAUACUAAUGAGUUUCAUCAUUUAUUGGCUACUAUAGCAGGGAAGUUUUGAAUCUUUCAGAGACUCCAGUAACUACGGAAAUCUCAAAUUGUAUAUAUAUAUAUAUAUAUACAGGGUGUUUCAAAUUCGACCGUCGCCAUUGGCAUCUCGAAGUCGCCUAAAUGUGGGCAAAGUUGCGUAUUUAGGUAAUGAACAAAAUGCCGCUUAGAAGGUUUCGAAAUUCACAGUACUUCCGGAGAGAGACGGAAAAAAUCGAGUUUUUACAAAAUCCUUAAUCUUUCUCUGACUUUAUUUGUAGUAGGAUUUCAAAAUAAAUUGCACAUUAACAUGGCCACUUUUUUUCCUCUUCAAGAUGGCUUAAUUAGAAUUUCAAUAUGACGUUUCGUCUCUUGUCCUUCAGCAUCAAUUUCAUGUUUUCUUAUGGACGCCAUGUUGGGUUUUUGCGCUGAUGAAUAGUGGUUUUAAUUCUGAUUCCAAAAAUGUGUGUCACACGUUGACAUUACCAAAGACAGAAAGUAGGCUUCGAAACUAUCAUGUUUCAUUAGUUUCAUAUACCAUAUACCCCGAAUUAAACGUGGCAACAAUUUUUUGGAAGCCUUAGAAGAAGAGAAAUAAAUCGAGCAGUGAACAAUCUACAGGUAAGAAUGAGGCUCUGCCUACAAAAUAACGGAAAACAUUUUGAACAUCUACUAUGACUCACCUCUGCUUAUAUAUUAUUAUUAUUACCAUGAAUAAAAUUUGCAUUUUGUGUUUAGGUUUCACCAUACCUUUUUAUUUCGUUACAAUUUUCGUCCAACAAUAAAUUCAUAGCCAACUAAGGAAAUACAAUCACUGAAUUUAGGAUUGAAAAGUCCAUUUAAAUGUACAAAAUUCCGAUAUAGUGUCCAUAUGAAAAACAAAGUUGAUGGUGGAAGUCGAAAGAAGAAAUGUCGAAUUGAAAAUUAUAAAUAUAUAUAAAAAAAUAAAAGUGAAUUUAGGAUAAAUCUGGUAUGCGAAACAAAUAACUGAUAAUUUCUAGGCCUACCUAAGAAAUUCUGCUUUUUGGACAAUGUCAAUGUAUGACGUAUUGUACAUUUUUGGAAUCAGAAUUAAAAACUAUUCAUCCGUGGCAUGACAAAAGUCGAAACGUCAUAUUGGAAUUCUAAUUAUGCCAUCUUGUAGAGGAGAAAAUAUUGCUGUUGUGAAGGAGAGUGUGAGAGACGAUCCGAAACAAUCAACAACGCGUCGAUCCCAAGAAUUGGGCAUUUCGAGAACCAGUUUGCUCCGCAUUCUCCACAAGGAUUUGAAUGUACACGCCUACAAGAUCCAAUUGACGCAAGAGCUGCGUCGGGCCGACCAUUUUUCGCGCCGAACGUUCUUGAUGUGCAAUUUAUGUUAACAUCCCACUAAAAAUAGUCAGGAAAAAAUUAGAACGAUUUUGGGAAAUUUUUUCCUGGAAGUAUUUAAACGACUUCGUAUCUCUUACAGUUUUUGAGAUCCCAAUGCUGAGGGUCGAAUUUGAAACACCCUGUAUAUGGAUAUCGUUGCUGUCCAGUAAAAUGCAUCCAUUCCCCUUAUUUAUAACAUUUUAAAUACAUAUCGAGUUGGAUAGUUAGAUUGUACUUUAAAUUAUUCGAUAUAUGAUAGUAUUAGUAGCAGUUAACUGAUUGCAUUACUAGAAAAAAACAGGGUCGCAAAAGUCUAUUCGUAGAUUAUUGACACGGGUUUUUUUAGUGUCAUUGUAUAUGAAGACUGUGCAAUUAUGAAUUUAAAAAAAACUGCACAUAACAAAUACAGGUUUUCUAAAAUAUAUUGAGAGAAUCGUUUACUUUUUUACAGACAUACAGCAUGUAAAACUGUUUUGUGAAAGCAGCAUGUACUUUUUAGAUCACAAAUUAGAGGUAAAUUUGACUUUUAUGCCAUUUUUAAGAUACAAUAAUCAGUGUGGCAGUAUUUUAAUUAUAUUUACUUUUAACACGUUCGCGGACAGUUUUAGGAUAUGCGUGGUUCCAGCAAAGUCACUUUCUCAAUUCAAUGAUUUAAAUAGAAUAUUUGAGCUUUAGACUGUAGAUAUAUUAUUUUGGGGCAAUUUUAACCCUUAACUACGGACAUACAUUUUUUAUCCUCUAACACGGACAAGGAGUCUGACAGACUCCUAUUAAUGUAUGCAAUACAUUUUUCUUUUUACAAAAAGUAUGCUGAUUUUUUCUUCAUAAGUAAAACAAAAUACAUCUCAUACAUCAUGUUUAUUAUCAAUAUUUUGAAAAUACUAUAAAAUUAUGCAAAAAAACCACGAAAUAAUUGGCGCAUUCCAUUUUGUUACAAAUGCUAAACAUACAAAUAAAAAGCAACGCUAAUAUUAACAAAACAUAUAAAUCAACAGUUAUUUGAAUUUAAACCUUAUACUAUAAGAUCCCACAAACGGUAAAAUAGUAAGAAUAGGGCUGUAAACUUUAAUAUAAAAAAACCUGCACGAGGUGAAUGUUUCAUAUAUUUUCUAGAGUUUGACAACAGUUUAUACAAGAUUUUCGCGAACACUGCAGACAUAUUGGCUUUUUGCAGUUCGCACAUGUAUAGGCAGUCUUUCUUUUUAGCUUCGAGGGGCAUAUAUAACAAUAUUUACGUGUAUGUAGGCGUUCCUCAGUCACAGGUGUUGGCUCUUCUUGAUGUAAAACGCGACAGAUUAAAUGUUUCAAUUCUCUGUGUAACAUUGGCAUCUCCAAUCUGUUACGCACAUGUUUUUCAAUUAACUGAUCCGCCAAUAUUUUCACAAAAUUGAAACGUGUUAUAUCAUUUCCCGGGAAAGAGGAAUACAUAAUGAAAGAAUUUGCGCUACAAAUAUCUAUCAGUUUAUAAAAGAUAGCCAUUGGCCACCUUCUAGUACGGCGACUACAUGUAUAUUUUGCAGUUUUUUCAUCCAUUCCAUCCACACCUCCUUUAGUGGAAUUAUAAAAGGCGAUCAUUUCAGGUUUAUUGGAUGUCUCAUCGAUUGUUUCGCUGUGAUGCAUGGUAGAUAAAAGAACUACUGCUCUAUUUUUCUUGGGAACAUGUGAGAUUAUUGUAACAUCUUUCGUAAACCCAUAAAGUGUUUCACCCAAUUUGCGUUUUCUUGCAGGUAAAAACUCAGUGGGAAUCUCCCUUUUAUUCUUUUUUAGUGUUCCCACAAAUGUAAGGCCAUUUUUUAAUAGGUAUUGGGCAAGCUCCAUAGAUCCAAACCAAUUGUCGGCCGUUAUGUUCCUGUUUGAGUGAAAAAUAGUCUUAGCGAGCCGGAUAACUGCCUGAGAUGGUUUACUGAGCUUUUUCUCUUCUUCUGUUAGACCACGACCAUCGCUGUCUUUACCACCAUAAAUGUAUGCAUUAUAUAAAUACUGUGUUCUUGCAUCAGUCAUUGCUAUUAUUUUUAUCCCAUACUUCUCUGGUUUGGAUGGGAUAUACAUUUUAAAUUUACACCUUCCCCUGAAUCCCACCAACAUUUCAUCUAUGCAAGCUGUUGCGCCAAUUGUAUAUGAACAUCUAGCAUUCUCGCAAAACAUAUCAAACAGCUCACUAAUAGCUGCUACUGGAUUUACCUUCUUUCUUUCUUCUCUGUCCUCUGGAUUAUCAAAUCGCAAAGCCACUAACAAAAUGGAGAAACGCUCUUGAGACAUAACAGCUCGGAAUACGUCCCUGCCUCUACCGUCUGUUGCAAAAAUACUUCUUACAUCUUCAUCGUUACUUUUGAAAAUUUCGGUGUACAAUAACAAUCCUAAAAAGGCAUCUAAUUCGUCAUUGUCAAUAUCUGCUAGCUCCGGUUUAUUUUCUCUUUUGUAUUUUCUUCUCAUAGAAGCUAAUUUUGCAUUUGUCCAAACUAUAACCAAGUCAUACAUUUCAGGAGAAAAUAAUUUUUUGAACAAUUUAAUAGGGCUCUUUUCAUAAUUUCCAGUUAGUCGAACUGCUGGAAGUCGCAAAAUGUUAUGUGCUGGUGUUCGUACUCUUCGUUCUGGCUCGCGUCGGCUCCAUUUGAAUCUAUUUUUUCCAUACAGGUAUUUAUUUUCUCGUUUACGUUCAUUUCCUGAUCUGUUAGGUUCUAACACCUGUUCACUUCCGAUAGUAGCAUCAUCUUCGCCACUGGAAAUAUCCAUGUCUUCGUCAUGUUCAAUCUCGUAAUCAGGAUCAUCGUCAGACGCCUCUUGCUCGCUUGUUGACUCAUGUUCACUCUCAAUGAACACAUUUUCAUCAGGUUCAAUAUCACUGUUUUCAUUGUCUACCUCAUUGAACCAUCUCAUGGCAAUUUCCUCAAAGUUAGGAUCCAAAACAUUAAUUCGUUUGGAAGAACUUGGCCUAGAAGUCGCCAUAAUAAAAUAUCACUAUACUGACGUUAACACGGACAAGGAGUCUGUCAGACUCUGAAAUGUACGUAACUCCAAAAUCAAAAAUAAAUGCUAAGUAAUCACCUCAACACGCUGUAGCAAAGUGAAAAAGCGGAAGCUACUCGAAGCGGCGUUGACCUUGGGUGUUUUUUGUUGUGAGUACGGUACGAUAUUUGCGCGGCGGAGUCUACGAGACUCCAUGUCCGUAGUUAAGGGUUAAAAUAAAAAUACACAUUUGUGCAAUUUUUUUUAAUGACGGUUAUACCCGUCAUUUGCAUAUACAUAAGAUAGUUCAGGUAUAUCCAUUUUGCAAAUGACGGUUAUAGCCGUAUAUGAAAACCAAACGAAAGCACACAUUUCUGUGAAAAUAUGAGUGAAUAAAAUCAGGAAUACACAUAAAAACAGCAACAAAAACUUAAUACAUAACCUGAUUAACAAAAAACAAUUGUUUUAUUUAUAAUAUUCAUUAUUUUCAUGGUAGCUCUCAAAGCACGUAGGACAUAAUGCAGGUUUAUCGGGGCACCCCUUACAUCUAACAUAAGUCUCUUUUCUAACAUUGUUCUUCCAGCAUUCCUUACGACGUAGGAAAUAAGUUUUUCUUUUGUAACCUUCAGGUGCAGGUAUUUUCUCCGGAUAAUGUUGAAAUACUACUCGGUGCUGAUCAGACGGUUGAUAAGAUGGACCAGGUUCAACAGUUUCAGGCAAAACGCUAGUCUUAGGUCUGCCUGUCCUAGUUUUUAUUAGAUCAGCACCAUUAGUAACGUUUGCUGGAAGUUGAAGCAAACUCUGAAUUAUAUUAUCUCUAAAUUUCAGAAAUGUCUCCUUGGGGUACAUUUUUUUGUAAAUAUAAUAAGAGUUCCAUAGAUGGAAUAAAAUUUUCUUAUACCAUCGUAUGGUUUUGCGAGGCGAAGAAUAGUAUUGAACCAUUUCGUCACAACGAUCUAUGCCCGACAUGUUCUCGUUGUAAUCGGCAAUUGCUUUGGGUUUCAUUUUCAGCUGGCCAAAUUUGUUAGGAACUUCUAUUAGUUCAGGAUUGUUGGCAGUUGAUAUAAAAAGCACAUCCCUCUUAUCCUUCCAUUUCGAGACAUGUAUGUCCCCAGAUCUUCUCCAUACAUGCUCUCCCUUUUUUAGCUUACAAUCGACUACUGCUUUUGGAUUGCCCUUUCUUUUUUUGCGAAGUGUCCCAGUUGUGUGCGUUUUGCGACUCAAUAAAUCUUCGGAUAACUCUACCGAAUUGUAGUAGUUAUCCAUGUAAAGAUGAUGUCGCUAUGCUCUCCAGAACUAGGAGCGUAAUCCCCAUUAAACGUUCCAUCGUCUCGGUAUUCCUCCGGCCCCGAAGCUGAGUCUUCAAAUAGUUGCAUAUCUCCAUCUUCCCCGUCGGCGUAGCUUUCUGCAAGCAUCUCAUCAUGAAGCUUUUGAAGAUAUGCCUGGUUUUUUUCGUACCAGGACAUUGCCUAAAAUUGAUAAACAUAAAUAUCCUGAACCCUAAACGUCUUACACAAACGCCUAAUCGUCUACAACAAAUAAAAUGAAAUAUAAAAUACCGAUUUACAUUCUUUUUCGCACACAUACACAAUAACUAACCUAAAGGCGACCUCUCAGAACGACAAUUGUUCUUCAUAUAAUGAGCACGUAUGCAAUUUUAAACGGCUAUAGCCGUCAAAGCAAUACAAGAACAGACACGCAUAAAAUUGUACACGUGUGUUUGAAUAUGCGCCUUUCACGGGGCAUUUUUCUGAUUGGCGUAUAGUCCAGCAGGACAUUUAGUUGGCUAAUCCAUCAAUGUACAUGGAAUUUGGACGGUUCAAGCCGUCGUGCCUUUAUUAAAAGAAAUAGACCUUACUGCUAUAACCGCCAUGUCCUAUAUUAGGGAAAACAAUAUGACAGUUAUAGUCGUACUGUCCGCGAACGUGUUAAACAAUACAGUGGCUGAUGUAACUUCUGAAACUUACCCUGUGAUUUUUCAUGCUCACAGGACUUCAUUGUCUGGCCAAAUCAAACCACAUAUAUUUUUAAAUUCCUGUUUAUUGUAUGUUUUGGCCACCAUGAUAGUUUGAUUUAGCCAGACAAUGGAGUCCUAUAACAGAGUGGCUAUAUUUUAGGCUGUAUAUAGGUACAAUUAUUCAUCUAUUCUUUGUUAAACUUUUCGAUUUUAUACUUAUUUACUUUUACUCUUAACCAUGUUGCGUUAUUCAGUCUAUUAAAAUGAAAUAAAAAAAUUA